AGCAGAUGCCAAGGAGAUGGGCAAGACGUGGGGACAGUUGGAGAGACUUGCCCAGAACCGAGACACCUGGAGGAAGCUGGUUGGUGCCCUGUGCCACAGAGAGGACCACAGAGGUAUAUAACUUUUUUUUUCAAACUUGGACACAUUUCAAGAGUAAAAAUACAUAUGAAGGUGAGUGAAGUUAUUGCUGCAUAUCGAGAAGUGACCAUAUUUCCAAAUCCAACCAGUGCCUCUAUUUCUAUUAAUGAUAAUGAAAAAACAAUUCUUUUACAAUCUAAAUGGUCACAACGAGAUUUGGAUAGAAAAGAAAAAAUCUCAUUUUUAAGAUCUCACAUUAUCAAUUCUGCUACUGGAGAAGUACUGGGCCAGUUUGGACCUCAGGAAAUAAAACAUGAAUUAUGGAACAAAACUUCUCCAUCAGGAAAACUGCGAGCUGUUGUUCGACAAUAUAAAGAUAAGAACAAUGAAGAUAAACAAUAUUUGGAGAUAUUUGAUAGCACCAAGAAACUAAAAACAAUAGAUAUUCAUUCUUUGGAAAAACAUGGGAAAAUUUUAGAAAAUAAUGGUCAGUUUGGAAGUUUUGAAUGGUCCCCAUCUGAAAAAUACUUGCUGUAUAUUGCUGAAAAGAAAAAGGCUAAAAUUUCCAGUUUUCUUAGUUCUAAAUAUUGUAAAGAAGGCAAUUGUGUUGAUGAAGAAAAUAAGAUUGGAGAUGAGUUUGAAUAUAGUGAGACAUGGGGUGAACAAUUAACUGAAUGUGUUCAACCUAUCUUGUGUAUUUUUGAUGUUCAAAGAAAUGAAGUCAAUAUUCUUAACAACCUUCCUAGUGAUGACUCUUUUGGUCAGGCAAUCUGGUCACCAGAUGAAGCUGGCAUAAUUGUAUGUGCCUGGAAAAAUGUGCCUUACAAACUGGGCCUGAAAUUUUGUUGUCAAAGAAGGAGCAUGCUUUAUUUUUUAGACAUUCAAAAACAGUCAUAUGAGAUUUUGAGUGAAGUAGGUCGUGCUGUUAGAUUUCCUUGUUUUAGUCCUGAUAUGACCAAACUAAUCUACUUUGACAUGCCUGAAGGUGGAGCACAUAACCAAUGUGCCAGACUUUUGAAAAUUGACUGGAAAACCAAACAAAAGCAAGUUGUUGUUGAUCAAGUAUCCUAUGCACCAGAAUCUGAAUUUCCUGGUAUUUACAUGUAUGAUUUAGCAAGAAACAUUUGGUUUGAUGACAGUAUACAUUUAGCAUUAGCAACUAGCUGGAGAAGCACUAGUGCAGUAAUUCUAAUAAAUACAGAUACCUGUGAAGUCAAGAGAAUUACAUUGAAUGCCACUAACAAAAAAGAUUUGGGUUCCUUUGGUCUUCUAGGUGUACAAAAGAAUUUUCUUUUACUUGUUCACUCUGCACUUAAUCAACCAUUCCAAUUGAUAAUAGGAAAAGUCAGUUGUCCAAAUAAUCUUGAAACAAUUGAAUGGAUUUAUCCAGAUGGUCCAAUACAAAUAUUAGACUGGUUGACUUUUUCCAUUAUUCAACACAAACCAUCCUGUGAUUCAAAGCAUUCAAAGUAUGAGUCUUUGGACUAUGAAAGUAUUCUGUGUAUGCCCAAAGUUGAUUCAAACAUACUACCUCCAUUGAUUGUAUUUACACAUGGUGGACCUAAUUCAGUCUUUGAUACAUCCUUUAAUAUGAUCACUUCUUUCUUUUGCAAAUGUGGAUAUGCUGUUUUAAUGGUCAAUUACAGAGGUUCUAUAGGAUUUGGCCAAGACAGCAUUUUAUCAUUAACUGGCAACAUUGGAGUUCAAGAUGUACAGGAUGUCAAGGGUGCCUUAUUAGAGAUUAGUAAUAAAAACCUCAUUGAUGAUAAAAGCAUAUUUAAAUUUGGUGGUUCACAUGGAGGAUUUCUCACCAUUCAUAUGAUUGGUCAAUAUCCUGAUACAUUCAGAGCUGCAGCUACAAGAAAUCCUGUUGUUAACCUUACAUCAUUGGUUUCAACAUCAGAUAUUCCUGAUUGGGUAUUUGCUCAGUGUGGACUGGCGUUUAAUUACUCUUCAGUUGCAGAUGAUCAGAUCUUACCACAUUUGUGGCUGCGUUCCCCAUUAGCAUAUAUUAACCAGAUAAAGACUCCAGUUCUUUUGUUGAUUGGUCUUGAUGAUAAAAGGGUUCCACCCUCACAAGGAAAUGAACUCUAUAAAGCUCUAAAAGCAAGAGGUGUAAAUGUCAAAUAUUUAACUUACCCUGGAAAUAAUCACAGUCUUAGUGAGGUGGAAACAGAGACUGACUGCAUGAUAAAUACAAUCAAAUGGUUCAACACCCACCUUCUAUGCAACAGCAGACAGUAAAAAGUAUAUUUUAAGUUUUUUUUUCCUUUAGUGUGUGUUAUCAUAAUUAUGAGAUUAUUAAGAGAAGUAGACAUUAAUGUUCAGUUGAUCUUAAAACAAUUUAUAUUUAUUAGCAUUCUAAGCAGUUUUAAAUUCAAACAUGGUACUUUUAAUGAAAUGAGUAAACAGAUUUUCUUCUGUGUUUUCUAGUGAAUAAUGGUUUAACAUUUCUAUUUAUAAUUGGAUGUACUGCUUUUAUAUAUAUAUAUAUUUAUAUAUUUGGUUAUUUAGACUAUAGAUUGAAAAAAAAAAAAAUAUAUAUAUAUAUAUAUAUAUAUAAUUUUUUUUAUGUGAUAUUUAUAUCAUUUUCCUGAAUUUUGAUUUAGCAUAGUCUAGAACUGCUUUUGCAUCUAAUCUUAAGUGAAUGUGAUUCACCAUUCACAAUUAUCUUUAUCUUUUUUUUUAGCAUUAAGCAUUUUGCCCAGCAUAAUCAAAAGUGACUUAUUUAUACAGAGUAAUAGCAGUAAUAAUUUCACUUGGGGAAAAUCUAUCCACCUUUCUUGAUCCUCAUAUUUAAUUAUUGUACAGAAAUAAUUUCAAAGUUCAAUAUCAUGACUUGAUCCUUUAGAGUUUGGACAAAUAGAUUGAAUCAAGGCAGUAAUCUAAUACAUAAAACACAAAUGUUUGCUUUCAUCUUUCUAUUGGUUUCGAUAUUGCUUGCCAAGUCUAUCACUUUCAGAUCCUUUACUUUGUCUUAUGAAAGUUAAAUAAAUUAAAACUUACCAUGUCUUUUAUUAACCACUUUUUCAUUUGAUAAAGUUUGCUGUUUUUGUGUUGUUGUUUUUUUUAGAAUUUAUUUAAAAAUGAUUAAGUCAAUCAUUUUUUUAAAACAAAUUACAAAUUAUGAAAAUUGUAAUUAGAUUAAUUAAAAAUUAUUUUGUCAAUGAAGGGGUAGAUUUUUUUUUGAUUUUUUUUUGUGAUUGUGAAGAAUUAUUUCAUGGUAACAUCCAUUUGAUGUAUUUUUUAGUUGUUUAUUGUUGUUGUUUUUUUUUGUUGUUUUUUUUUUACUCAAAGAAAACAAAAACAGUAUAAUAGUCAGGAUAGUUAAUUAUUAUAAAUGCAGCUUCUCUCUAAAAUGUCUUUUAGUGACACAUUUCAUUUGAUGAACUUGUAAUUAUGGAUGUAUUUCAGUUCAUAAUAAAAUAAAAUUUAUUCAUCAUAAAUCA
Molecule: messenger RNA, 3527 nt
Organism: Biomphalaria glabrata
Lineage: Eukaryota; Metazoa; Mollusca; Gastropoda; Planorbidae
Product: acylamino-acid-releasing enzyme-like
Exons: 24
Coding region: 166-2322 (718 amino acids)
Biological process (GO): proteolysis
Molecular function (GO): serine-type endopeptidase activity
Source: RefSeq, a predicted model, not a curated record